Messenger RNA from Ilyonectria robusta, 983 nucleotides. RefSeq lists its product as uncharacterized. The record is from RefSeq and is a predicted model, not a curated record. NCBI's taxonomy places the organism in Eukaryota, Fungi, Ascomycota, Sordariomycetes, Hypocreales, Nectriaceae. The transcript has a single exon. The coding region runs from base 110 to 871 and encodes 253 amino acids.
GUCACUCAGCGGCCCCACCAAACCCCAAACUCCGACUAUCUUUCUAAAAUGGUUAACAUCGUUCUUCUUACUUAUUCUCUUCCUCUUCUCCGGAAUCAUCUUUAUCCCGAUGCCAACUCUUAUCUCGAUCGCGGGGUGGAGGGAGUGGUGGCGCCUGUCAGGGCCCAGGCUGUCCAGCCUGCCAUUGGCUCUUCUCCUCCCACCAUCAUUCUCAGGGCGACAUGAGAUGCAUACGGAACAUUGCACGUUACCGUCUGCGCGCUCCAUGCUGCGUCAUAGCAGUUCAUCGCCCCAAGCCCUACGAGACGAAUAUGGUUUAUUUCAACUGACUUCCCUUCUACAUUUAGCCGUGCUCAACAGCCUGAGAACCCGGCCACCGCCGCCCUCCGAUUCCCUCGUUCACCCUCGCCGCUUGUUCGCACCAAAGAUGCCGCCUCUCUGGUCUACGACGGUCCGCCCGGCCGAACUAAGCCCCUCGCCGGUCGUGGGGACGUGUUCUGAGGAAAGAAGUAUGCCUAGGCGAGAUCUUUUCAAGGCUCCAACCCGAGGAAACCGCCCUAAACAAACGCUUGUGGGGCGGGCGCUGUUGCGUUGCGGCUCAGCAGAGCCUCCGUCACACGCGCAUGGUGCCCGAUUACGCCGGUUCUGUCUCGAAAGCGACUGGUUUUGUGUACGCUGGGAUUACAGCCUGGCGGGAAUAAUUAACCAAUGCGGAAAUGCAGAAGUGUACUAUUUUUCGACGGCCACCUUCCAGGAACUUCCAGCCCUGGUCCGGAGUGUGCGUCCAGGCUUAUGCAUGGAACUUGCUCACACGUGCUGUCGCUGUCCGACCUUACAUUCCCCAGAUCACAGACCACGACCAACACAUUAGUCUUGAUCAAGCAAACCCACAAAGGCCCGCAUGUCUCCUAUUUGUUUAUAUCACUGCGGGCACCAGCGCCUCAGAUUCAACGUGGCACAGCCCAGACGCUCUCGGACCUCCC